Molecule: messenger RNA, 4828 nt
Organism: Dermacentor silvarum
Lineage: Eukaryota; Metazoa; Arthropoda; Arachnida; Ixodida; Ixodidae
Exons: 5
Coding region: 3037-4236 (399 amino acids)
Biological process (GO): SCF-dependent proteasomal ubiquitin-dependent protein catabolic process
Cellular component (GO): SCF ubiquitin ligase complex
Source: RefSeq, a predicted model, not a curated record
UUACAAUGGUGCAUCAAGUGGAGCAAGCAUGUAAAGAUACAAUACGCCUGUAAAACAGCUAAAUUUUAGUAGAGAAAGCUCAAAUUGGUAUCUAACCUAUGGAACAAAAGAAAAAACAAAUGGAGGUAAGAAUGAAAAUAUUGAAUGGUAUCCAUCAGCAAACCUGUGCAAAAGUUGUAAAAAAUGUGAAAACAAGAAUCAGCUUGAUGUUCUCAUGUUCAAAAUUGUGCCUCUUCAUGCUCAGAACAAGCUUUAGCUUCUAAGCUGAGUACGAGCGCUCGACAUUGACAAAUGUGCAUUGAUGAUACUUGUACUUCCAUACGUUUAAUGUCCCCCCCCCCCCCCCAUUCAUGUGAUAUUGUUCAGCAAUGCUAACUUGCAUAACACUAAUCGUGGGCCACUUUUAAAGGCUCGGUUAACUCUGACUGUGGAAAGAGCAUCAUUGCCAGGUCGCACUGCCAUGCAAUAAAGAAUUUGCGAAUACACGAGAUGCACGCGCUAGAUCGAGUCCCAUCAAUACAUAAGAUAUAUUCAGUUGGAGCCAGAUCUAGAAAUGCAUAUCCCCAUUUUCGCUCCUCAUGCAAAAGUCCACAUUAAAGAAAAAUGAAGGCUGCCCGAAAUUUAUAUUCAUGACACCAGCGCGACAUGUUUUCACAUAUACAACUUUUAAGCCGUUCCCUAGAUUCCCCUCCCCGAUAGAAGUAUCUAAAAAGGUGCAGCAACUUUUGAAACAAACGAUGCGUGUAGGAAGCAGAAUUCGAAAGGCCGGUUUGAUAAAGCUUCUCUAUCGGUGUACUACAUAUAAGAAAACGCGGUUGGCAAAGCUUAUGCCCGGUACUCUUCUUAGCUAACGAAACGAGCACUUUCACUGCUUUUAUGCCUAGCACCACUGCGGCACAUCACGCGUAUCAUGAUUUGCAUCUCGUGAACACAUUUCGUAACAGCAAGCACACGGACGCUCGGAUGGAUCGGACGUGGUGCAGUCACAACGCUCAUCGCAGCCGGAAAAACAACUCACGCGCAGUUGCACAUGACGAAUGACGGCGAUAGCAAGACAAUACAAGUUGUCAGUAUUGAUGGUAUCAUCACUUCUGAAACUGGUAGAGGACAGGCGUUCACCAAUAACAGACAAGUACACACUUCUCUACGAUGAACCGCACACACAGAACACAUAAAAUUCGCGUGCGACGACCGCACAUUUUUCAUUUCGGCGCGUAUUUACAAUCUAUCGUGCCUAGAAUGCACGUGUAUGUGAUGGACUUCUCGCUUGCAACGACACACGAAGCACGGCACAAAAAGAACAUGAGGUCGACGGCUUCACAUUGUGCUUCCGACACCCGCGUAACGCAACACACUUCCUGCACUCCGCCUGUUUCCGUCGGCGAUUGCACGCACUACUAUUGCUAUUCUCAUUCCGAUGGAACUGCUAUGGAACAAUCUUGGCAGAAGAUGCUGCGCACAUCAACAACGAACGCAAACAUCGGCCGGAUUCACUUUGAACUUGACUUGUGCUCACUAAAUAGUCAAUCCAGUUCGGUGCAGCGGUGGCGUCAAAAAAAAAAAAAAAAAAAAAAAGAAAAGGCCCAAGCGUUAUUUUCUCCCCAGAGCACGUUUGCUUGAAAAUGUGAGCGUGAGCAGUAUAGUUUGCCAUAAUAUUUUCCAGAAACCGCCACGCCACCUAGACUGAACCACGCCUGUCGCUCCGCACGUGACCAUCAUGUCUGCCCGCGCACUUUUCUCAUCGCGAGGGACGUUGAAAUUCCGUGCAUUUUAUUGUUCUCUGCGUCUUGGAAAACGAGCGCACUUCACUUUUAAAUUUAAAGAUUAAUGUAGCGAUAGAAAUAUAACGUAAAUAAUUCUAUCAGCAAUAAUGUUUUUUAUUGGUUACGGAAGCAUUUUAGCUAUAUUUCAAAGGAUAACUUGCAUCAUCUGGAGAGUUUGUUUUGCGGGUACCAGAUCGCUCAUCGUCCCUCGGCAGCCGCAAGGCCUAUAAGGGCCAAUAGCAUUGCUGUGAUGAAUUAUGGACUACACGCUAGUGCAGUCGAGAACCCUGGAAUCGGUGUGGGUGAUCGCUGUGCGAGGAUGUAUCCCCUGCCCAUUUCUGAGCAAUGCGUGUGCACUAGUAUGUACCGAUGCGGCUUCACUGAAGGUUUAUGGUGAUGACUGGUCGAUUGCUAUAGAUCGGGCUGCGCCGGGUCGGUUUGUACGGUGUCAUUCCCUAUGGAGUCCUCUCAAACGUAUUCCGACGAUGUCUUCGUCAAGUUUUAUUGAAAGUGCUAAAGACAACGUGUUUCUCCAGGCAACGUGAAAGUGCCGCCACAACUUGGCGCUCAUCUGCGCAUUAUUCAUUUUCAAUACACCCGCGCUCUACGUCAUGUGAAGUAAAGUCCAGUGAACCUACGCGCAUUUUCAGUUUCUGUUUGUUCCAUAUCUCUUCCCUUUCUCGCUCAACCGUCAGCGAUAGAGUUACUGUAUAUGCUACAAAAGGUAGCGAGUUGCACGUAGGUUGGUCAUCUAUCCUUUCAAGCAACCAAAGCUAUCAUAUCGCCGAUCGACAAAUCAGCCAUGGGUGCUUUUCCAAUGCUUGUGAACCGCUUUAUAGCCUAAUUGCAAGCAGAGCGCAUCAAAAACAGCUGACUAGACAACAUAGUCAAGAAAAAAACAAAAGACAAAGAAAUGCUGCUCUUCUCGGCAAGUGGCGUUAGAUGCGGCGCGAAUAUUACAAAUUGUUUUUUGGACUUAGACAGUGCACAAUUUGCGAUUCGCCUGUGCGCCAUCCCGAAACUUUUGACCUAAUAACAGGGGCGAACCGAGUAUUCUAAGUAUGCCGGCCGAAUGCACCCUUCAUUCAUCUCGACGGUAACAUUAAAUCGCACUCCCAUCAGUCUCAAGAGGUGUGUUGAUAAUGCGAUUUUAUUGAACCCAAAAACCCCACUCAUUGUUUAGAGUGAAAGCUACAUAAAAAGGAUAGUGUAACUUCAAAACAGAAUUGUUUUUUCAAAACCUGAUAAUCGGUGGUAUUGCAGGUUCCCCCGCAUGUUCCGGCGCAUCAGCACGUUCGGCGCCGAGCUGACGGACCUGUCGCUCGAGUUCUACCUGACCUGCAACAACGACGAGCUAUGCGCCAUGCUGGCGGCGUUGCCCAACCUGCGGCAUUUCCUGGUCGCCUUCGAGAACCUCUCGGACCGCGUGCUCGAGACGCUGGGGGACAAGUGCCCGCAGCUGCAGAAGCUCACGCUCUGCGAGACGCCCCAGGUCACCGACGCCGGUCUUCGUUCCCUGGUCGACGAAACGGGAACCAGAGGCUGUCGGCACCUAGUGUACAUUUCGAUAGAAGGCGCACCGGUCGGCGUCACCGUCAGAAGCGUCGUGUACCUGCUCGAGAAGCUUCCCCACCUCGAGGCCAUUCAUCUGCCCUCCCUGGACAAGGCGCUCGUGGUGCUCAACGAGAUCAAGCCUCCGGACUUCAAGCUGGCCUUGCGCGAGUUCAAGGACGUGAACGUGUUCACCGUGCAGACCUCGGUGCGACCCACCAUGCGCGAGUUCCUCGCCAAGAGCAUCGAGCUCUGUCCCCGACUGCAGGCCAUCGACAUCGAGGUCAAGACCUCGGACGACAUCUCGCCGCUGAGGCUGCUGGUCGGUCUCACCGAGCUGUCCAUCCGGACGGCGGAGUCCACCUCCGAGUGGUUCUUCUACACGCAGCUGGAACCGGUCCUCCAGGAAGCCGGCCUUCGACUGACCUCGCUUAAGCUGGCCAUGCCGGACGUCGACUUGGCCGCGGUGGACGCGGCUUGCCCGAGCAUCAAGACUCUGCAGCUGAUCGCCAUCAACAUGUGCUGGAGGCGCAACGGCGUCAAAGUGAGGGACCAGCCGUUCGGUGAGCUCGAGGCCCUGUUCCUCGACCCCGAGACCCCGCACUCCAUGAAGCCGCGAGACCUGGGCCUGCUCUUCAACGAGUCCUACGCUCUCAAGGAGCUCGUGCUCGGCUGCUGCGACAGCUUCGACGACGUGUUCGUCAUGGAGGCGUUGCAGAGGGGCCUCUUCAGGAACCUGACGCGUCUCGAGUUGCACAACCAGCGCAAGGUGGGCAUCCUGGGGGUCCAGCAACUGGUGCUGCUCGACCAAGUCCUCGAGUCGCUCACGCUCAAGGACUGCACGGCGCUGAGCACCGACGACCUCGCCUUUCUCACCGGAUCGGCGUGCGCGCUCAACUUCCAGCUCAAGGUGCAGUCGUGACGGGUUCGAAGAAGCGAGCAAGCAGUACGGUGACGUGCGACCACUCAGCCUCAAUUAAGCCGUGGCUGACUGGUGAACGCUUUCGUUUUUCACUGCACUGGCUUGUGGACUAGGGCUGUGCUCGAAGAGUGCGGUGACGGAGAGUGGAGGUAUUUUUUUUUUGCGCGCGGGAAGAACGAACGAAAGGCGGCUUGGUACGUGGGCGGGUCUGACCAGUGUUGUGGCACAAAGAGCGUGGCUCACCGUCAUCAGGUAGCCGACUUCUCGUUUCGUUUACUCGAGACAGCACUUCCUUCCCAAUAAAAUACUGCAGGAGGUCUCGAAUUGCAGCAGCUUCGGUCCAGCGGAACAACGGAGGCGCAAGACCUUUGAACGAAAGGACGAGCUAAUUGGGUUCGUGUCAAAAGAAGCCCACAAAGUCACGCAAUUGCAGCCUGACUUAUUAGUUUCCGGGCCUUGUGCUUAUCUAAGGCUGUGUCUUGGGAUGGAGUGCGGCUGUUGCCUCGCGUGGCUAUCGUAGCACCUGUAGACACACGUUGAGCAUGUUCUUUUUUUUUUGCAUUUCUUUUUUCUCUAAACGUGAAUAAAGGUG